UCCAAUAAUGGAGCCCCUGCGCUAUAGAAUGAAACUCUUAUUUAAGUUAAUUUUAUUCCUUUGGCUGGAGCUAGCGAGCAGUACGACCUUACCAGAAGUGCAGCAGGCACUUGAAAUCGAUGUUCAGAUCAGAGCUGAAUUGGAAAGUAUCAGAGGGUUUGCUAACGGCAAUCAGCAAUUCAUGGCUUGGCAUAAAUUUCUGAUGGAUUCAUUACAUCUGGGUUCCACACAAAAUCAAGACAAGCUCGCGAAUCUACACGCAUUCCAAAAGUAUAACAAGGAAAGAUUAGCUCUGGAGACUACACUGCUCUCGUAUUGCAAUAGUCUCCAAGGGAAGAUUAGGGGAUACUGCUAUAAAUACUAUAGAAUACUGCGAGACGAAUGUGUUAUGUAUCUCCAAAAAAAAAACUCAUCAAAAGCAGCAAUGAUCAAGAAAAUUAAGGAAUCAAGAUGUAGUCAUAUUCAAUCUGGCAAAGAGGCGGACUAUGGAUAUGGAUCUCGUAGAAACUAACUUGGUAACUGAUCGUAACCAUCCUAAUGAAGAAUUUGCCAUACUUAUAAAUAUCAGAAUCAUUAUACAUAUAUAUAUUCAUUUGCUAAAAGUAUUAUUUUGUAUUUAUUUUCCUUGAACAAAAUUGGAUUUUUGCGAAUGGUA
Drosophila obscura is the source of this 655-nucleotide messenger RNA. RefSeq lists its product as uncharacterized. The record is from RefSeq and is a predicted model, not a curated record. Lineage: Eukaryota; Metazoa; Arthropoda; Insecta; Diptera; Drosophilidae. The transcript is spliced from 3 exons. Bases 8 to 511 code for a protein of 167 amino acids.